ACGUUAAAACACCCAAAGCUAAUGAAGCUAAUGAAGUCCCUAGAUGGCGUUCAAGAAAUAACUUCAGCGUAUGUAGACGAAGCUAUAGAGCGUCUAGAGAAAGAGGCCAAGGAGGGUGUUGUCCGCCCUGAGAGCGAGCAGAGUGUACUGGAAAAGCUGCUCAAGAUCGACAAAAAGGUGGCGACGGUUAUGGCCAUGGACAUUGCUAAUGGCCGGAGUGGAUACCACCUCAAGUACCUUUACAGCGGCCUUGCUGUGCCUUGCCAAGAAUCCGGAGAAGCAGGACGUACUCCGAGAAGAGGUAAUGAAGGUUCUACCCGAGAAGGACUCCGAAUUCACUGAGGCAUCGAUGAAGAACGUUCCCUAUCUACGUGCCUGCAUCAAAGAGUCACAACGGAUCUAUCCUUUGGUCAUCGGCAAUGGCCGAUUUCUCAAUCGGGACAGCGUUUUGAGCGGAUACCAAGUGCCAGCUGGUACCUGUGUGUCGAUGGUUCCCCUGAGCUUGCUAUCAAGCGAGGAGCACUUCCCCAAGGCUGCUGAGUUCCUGCCAGAACGUUGGAUUCGUAACGCACAGACUCCAACGGGCAAUGCCCGGCAAAUGACUUGA
This is a messenger RNA of Drosophila miranda, 607 nucleotides long. RefSeq names its product probable cytochrome P450 12a5, mitochondrial. The transcript has 2 exons. NCBI's taxonomy places the organism in Eukaryota, Metazoa, Arthropoda, Insecta, Diptera, Drosophilidae. Gene Ontology annotation, molecular function: iron ion binding; oxidoreductase activity, acting on paired donors, with incorporation or reduction of molecular oxygen; monooxygenase activity. The record is from RefSeq and is a predicted model, not a curated record. Bases 209 to 607 code for a protein of 132 amino acids.